Alternaria arborescens is the source of this 354-nucleotide messenger RNA. RefSeq lists its product as hypothetical. Bases 1 to 354 code for a protein of 117 amino acids. Lineage: Eukaryota; Fungi; Ascomycota; Dothideomycetes; Pleosporales; Pleosporaceae. The transcript has 2 exons. The record is from RefSeq and is a predicted model, not a curated record.
AUGAACGUAGUGCUAUUCUUUGUCCUUAUUUCGGGCGUCAUCGCAACAUUUGAACCAAGAGGUGGAGCUGGUAGUAGACGCUGUGGAUGGGAACUUAUGCAAAAUCUCCAAAUUCCUAUUCCCAAACUCGGUGACUGGUACGCAGAGCAAACAGGUGAUCGCUCUUUAUGCGUGCUUCAGGAUGACGGCUCGGAAUACUGCACUUGUAUCUAUGAGUGUGGAAACGGUGUUUGGAGGUCUCUUGACGAGAGUAACCACGACAGUUGGAGAUAUGGAAACGAGAGCAGCUCGUGGGAGUGGGAAUCGGGAUGCAAGAAAUACUGUCACGCUGGGGUAUGUGAUGGACAGGAUUGA